Cydia strobilella is the source of this 6293-nucleotide messenger RNA. RefSeq names its product syntaxin-1A (gene Syx1A). Gene Ontology annotation, molecular function: SNAP receptor activity; SNARE binding. Gene Ontology annotation, biological process: intracellular protein transport; exocytosis; synaptic vesicle fusion to presynaptic active zone membrane. Lineage: Eukaryota; Metazoa; Arthropoda; Insecta; Lepidoptera; Tortricidae. The transcript is spliced from 10 exons. The record is from RefSeq and is a predicted model, not a curated record. Bases 156 to 1145 code for a protein of 329 amino acids. Gene Ontology annotation, cellular component: synaptic vesicle; plasma membrane; presynaptic active zone membrane.
UGGCGUAUCGAUUUUGUUGAGUGAAGUCAGUGAAGUGAUCGUAGUGUUCGUGUCCUUUAAUUCCUUUAUUUUAGUGACGUUUUUAGAAAAAUAUCUGUGAAUGGGAUUGUGUAACAAGAUAAAACGUUUAUUCGGUGUGUGAUUUUCCAUUAAGGAUGACGAAGGACAGGUUAGCGGCGCUUCAAGCGGCGCAAAGCGACGAUGACGAUGUCGGGCCCGACGACGUCAACGUCGCGGUUGAAGAGAGCCCCAUGACCGAAUUCUUCGGUGAGAGUCAGAAUCCUGAACGUCAGAAUUUAUUUUCUUCAUUUAUGCGUUGGAUGUUUCAACGUGGCGAGAGAGAUACUCGUAGCAUUGCCGAGUUCUCAAAUUUUGUAAACAAUGUGGAAGAGAUACGGGAGAUGAUAGACAAGAUUCAAGCAAACGUGGAGGAGGUGAAGAAGAAGCACAGCGCCAUCCUAUCAGCACCGCAAUCAGAUGAAAAAACAAAGAACGAAUUAGAAGAUCUCAUGGCUGAUAUUAAGAAAACUGCCAACAAAGUCAGAGGAAAGUUAAAACACAUAGAGCAAAACAUCGAACAGGAGGAACACUCUAACAAAUCAUCGGCGGAUCUCAGGAUAAGAAAGACACAGCACUCGACUCUGUCUCGCAAAUUCGUCGAAGUGAUGACCGAGUACAACCGCACGCAGACGGACUACCGGGACCGCUGCAAAAACCGGAUACUGCGGCAGCUGGAGAUCACUGGCCGGAACACCACGGAUGAGGAGCUGGAAACUAUGCUGGAGCAGGACAACCCCGCCGUCUUCACGCAAGGGAUAAUAAUGGAGACGCAGCAGGCCAAGCAGACGCUGGCCGACAUCGAGGCGCGGCACGCCGACAUCAUCAAGCUGGAGACGUCCAUCCGCGAGCUACACGACAUGUUCAUGGACAUGGCGAUGCUUGUCGAGAGCCAGGGAGAGAUGAUCGACCGCAUUGAGUAUCAUGUAGAGCACGCUGUGGACUAUGUCCAAACUGCCACCCAAGACACAAAGAAGGCCCUAAAAUAUCAGAGCAAAGCUCGACGGAAGAAGAUAAUGAUUCUGCUGUGUCUGCUCGUGCUCGCCCUUCUCGCGACCGGCUACGUGUAUAAAACCUUCUUCCUUUAAACGGUCGAACGGGGCCCGGGGGCAGGAUCGCCAUGCAAAGGAUCAUCGUCGCGUGUGCCGGCGCCUGCGACCCGCCCGCCUGUCGCUGCUUCGCGGCGCUCGUCAGUAACCAUCGUAACGUUUCAUUUGUUGCCACUAGUAACGUUCAAAAUGUAUUCUUAUCUAUAAACACAUGUUAGUAAUCAGCAAAUCAUUGUGGCUUCAAACACUUACGACAAUGCUACGCUAUGCGACUUUUGGCUCUAAUGUCAAAACAACAGCCAUAUUUAUUUACAUCGCCAGUUGCCCAAACGUUUAUAAUGCGAAUGUUUCAGAAUACGCAAAAGUAUAAAGUUGAAGCACGGAACAUACCUAAUCAAGCAUUUUAUUGGAAUGUUUGUGUAACCGGGCAAUAGUUAUACUUAUGUAUAAUUAACAUUAACAGUUAAUCCACAACUUGCAUAAAUUCUUUACAUGUAAAACUUAUAUUGGUACCCAAAAUAGGAUUUGACUGGACAUGUUAAGAUUUAGGCUACGUCACACAGUGAUUUCUGUAUCCCACUAUUACUGUGAUUGUCAGAGGCUAUUUUGUGUGCAUACUGCAUACUGAAUCGUUAAUAAAUUAGGAAAUAAUACUCCACUUGAAUAUAGUUAUAACGUAUACUUAUAGUUCAUAACAUUAUCAGAAAAGGAAAUAUUUAGGCAGUCUAUUUUUGAAUGUCCACUGCAGGUUUCAUGUUAAAGAAUUAUAAAAAUAAACACCAUCCUGUGGAAUUAGAAAAGUUAAGUUAAAAACGUUGGCUAACAUGAAGCUUAAAAGCUUCAGUUACGUUGUUCGUAAACUUGCCAUGAUAUGAUAUUUAUGAUUUAAUAUCGUACUCGUAUCUAAGAUAAUAGUUAUCUGAAAUUUCCGCAAACAUAAAAUCAAAAGAAUGGCAGUAUAACAAGCGGUGAUGCCAAUCGAAAAAUGUAAUCAGUAUUUUUAACCGAAAAUUUGUAAUAACCACAAAACGGACGAAGUUCAAGCAUUAGGUGUAGAUAUUGAUACUUCGCCAAAUAAGGCUCGAUUAGGCCGAGGGCCGAUGUUGUAGGAGGAAAUCGUGUCGUCAGUAAAAGGAAGGAUGUUAGUGGGGGCGUGUAUCGCGCAAGCGGCCUAGUCCAGCUUGGUUGGUUGGAGAGGAGGGUAGGCCACGGCGCACAGUACAAACAGAGGCGGUGCGGCCGCGCCGCGCCGGUCCGCUGGCAGCUGGCAGCUGGCACAGCGCGGUCGCUGGCGGAGCAGAGCGCCUCAUCAGAGCAUAUCGCGCCGGCGUGCCGUCGCCGUAGCAAUAAUGAUAUUCGAUUACAAUUGUAAAAUUGUUUUUAACUUUCGAAUGUGUGAUAGUAGAUGCAGUUGUUGUUUAGUUAACUUUAACAUUAUAAAUUAUAAUUAAUGAAUUGUUAUUGUGGAUGUAACUUUUAAUAAACCGUAAGAGUAAUUUUAAACUUUCAUAAAAAUAGACACUCGUUUAAAUUGUCUCGACGCUUUGAAAUCAGAAUCGUAGGUGAAAAUUAUAUUUGUUUUGUUACUGUUAAGACCCCUUCAUUGUACAGUAAUCCAUAAUGUAUCUACGUAGCUGGUGUAGCUAGGAUAUACAUUUUAAUAAAUUUAAAGUACCAGUCUUCAGCGAUGCAAGUACUUAGGUAUAGGUAUUGAAACAGUAUUUUGUGUUCGUAACGUUACCUAUAUUUUCGUAGAAAAGAAAACACUCGAAAAUAUUAAGCACCAACACGUAUUAGCAUUCUCCUAAGAAAAUAAGUGUAAUGUUAAAGAAACCUGAUGGUUACAAAAAAGGUGAAAGUGAAGGUGACCACUGAGCAGUGCUUGAACGUCGCGGUUGACAGAGAGCGUUCAACGGCCCUAAGCCCGCCGCCGGCGGCGCCAAGCCCUCUAUAUAGCUCGACGAUCAAGCAAAAUAAUUGAAGUGCAGUUGCGUAUGGAACAACGUAAAGCAAUGUUAAUUUAUAACUAGUUAACAUAAUUAGAUUUUUAUCCUUAAGAGUAGGAUUUCAUCUAGUUGCCUUCGUAACCGUAGAGAAAUUAGGUAAUUCCUUUUCUCUCAGUAGUUUCAUUAUAAAGUGAGGUCAGUCGCAUGUUUCCACUCGCCAGUCAAUUGUCCCGCUUGUCUUCCCCGCGAGCCGGCUCCGACACGGCACCAGACCUUAAAUCGCGCUGACACUAGCUAGAUGCAUCUCAACUCAUCGUAUCUUAGGCUAAGUAUAUUAUAUUAAUGGCCUCGUCGGGUCCCCUCGCCGAGGCCGCGUACCUGACACCAAAGUAAAGUUAAUGGUAGUGACUAGCGGUGCGCUAGCCCUGAGCCCUGAGCCCUGAGCCUCGAGCCCGCCGAACACAUCGCACAAGUCACGCGGACACGCUCCCGCCGCGGGACGAAGGGCCUUGCGGCGCAAGCGGCAAACCUCUUCGCUCCCAAGUAGUGUUUUGUAAAAUAAAAUGUUAGAAUAGACAUAACCAAACUUCUAGUCUGCUUUCAAUGAUCUUAAUAAUCUGAUAAUGUUAAUCGUAAUAUUGCAGUUGUAUUCUUCGGUUACUAGUGUAUAUAAUGUGACGUUCUCGUGUUCAAUCAGCCGCGCGCCUCGCGGAACCGCACCGUCCGAUUGUCGCACGAAUAUCGCGCGUUUAUUGCUCGGUUCGGACUCUUGUGAGGCACGGCGGCGUGCGUUCUAACAAAAUCUCAAUCUUAUCGUAAAGCAUAGAUAUUUUCAUAAUCAAUAGUAUGCAUUGUUGAUUGGAUUGCUAAUUUUGUAUAAGUACACAAUUAGUAUAGUUUAUAUACUUAUGUGUCAAUUCAUAUAGCAUUUUAUUACAUUAACAGACGAUAGCUAGUAAGUGUUAAAGGUAAUCCAGACGUAAUUACAGUGCUGUUUAUUAGGCUUCUUUGGAGUUUCUGUUCCAAUGUGACUUUUUGGGAGCGUUUCUGUUGCGUUUGUUAUAGAGGCGGGAGCGCGCCGGCCGCUCGCGCGGGUCCCGCCCGCGACAGAGGCGCUCCACAAUUUAUUAAAUGUACCUACUACAGUAUCUACAUAUUUAUGGGAAACAAUGUACACGUCUGUAGCGAUCGUAAACAGGAUUUAACCUACAAAUCAGUCCUCUAAACAUAUUUGUAUUUUAUCUUCUUCAUAAUUGUAUAAAAGGAAUUUGAAGAGCAACGAAGAUGAUGAAUAAUAUUAGGUAUCCUGAUGCAUUUCCAAAAGGUUACUCUAGCCUGAUAUUUAUUAUUUAUCUACUCAUAAAAAUACCACUAUUUUAAUACUAGGUCAACACAUUUUCGCGGCUCUAGUUAUGCUCCGAGAAACUCGAUUCCUUGUCCAGUUUUACGACUAAGUAAAUCAACCCCAUUCAUACUCUUAUUCUUUAAAAUUAAAAGUCUAUAUAGAAAAAUGACGCACAUUUCGUGCGCUUUUUAUUAGACAGGUACCUUAUUGCGCUAGUUUUCGUCCACUUGACGAAGUUUGAAUAUAAACCUACAUUGCUUCACAAAUUUGGACUUAUUGCACUCCUUAAUGUCUAAACAAUAUAACUACAUAUACUCGUAAAUGAUAUUUCCAAGUAGCAAAUUAAAAAUGAAAUAGGACCUAUAUUAUUUGCUAAUCCGUCAAGUGGACAAAAACUAGAGCAUGGAUGGAAACUAGCGCAAUGACCCUACCCCUUUUCCGAACUGAAAGAGGUUUCAAAUGUUCAAUAAUGUUACUAAAUCGAGUUUUUGCAACAGCCAGGAAAGUCUUGAAAUCAUUCAAAUUGUAGAGCCGCUAUUUAUUGACUAGACUAGCUACAAAUAAUUCACUAACUGCCAUCAGUUUUGGCCUGAGGGUCCUUUUUAUUAAAUAAGUCACUCCCUCAAUUGCAUAAACGUCCUUUUGCGAUAAUACCACAUUAGGGCACAUCGCUUGAACGUGACUUAAUGAGACAUUUUCAAUAAUGAGUUUAUGCAAUUGGGCCAUAAUAUCGCAUUGUAGGUAGGUACCUAUUCGACAUUCACCUGCAAGUGUUCUAAACGACGCUAUAGUCUAGGUCAAAUUUCAUUUCAUCAUUAUACUUACGCUGCUAUUAUACACAAAUAAAAAAAUCACUCAUUGGCAGUGUUAGAAGUAUUACCCAGUAGGUAUUAUAAAAGCAAUGUUAAUCCACUUACAGUGCGGUUAAGGUGCUCUCUUCUAUUAGGCAGCGACUUUUAUAUUACUCAGUAGGACAUGCAAAAUGUAGUAUAAAACACUGACAUAAAUAAUUCAUUGUGGUGUGCAAAGGUGCGUCCACAAUAAAGAUAAAGAACUAGCUGAAGAAGAAUAAAAAAAACUUCGUUUACCUUACAUAAAGCAAUGCAACUUACCCAUUACUCCCGUUGCAACACUAGGUGCAUAUAUUUUGAUACAGUGCCCUAGAUUUAUUAAUGGUUGCCCUGGUUCUAACUCAGUUGUAUAAAAGUCUGUGUUUAGCUGUAGUGCAUAUAUUCAGUCUGCUCCGCUCUUGGCGCGAGCUAUUCGGUUAGGGAUGGGUACGAAAUACGAGUAUAGCCAGUUUGCCUGCUGGGUAAAUAACCGGUAAGCAAGUUGAUGCCCAGUGGGUAGAGUGUUCGUGGACGGCCCGCCUCUACCCCGACUGCUACAACUCCCGCAGUCCUUCAAGAGUUAACGUAGAGUCGCUAGACUUCAAUUCGUAGGUAAAUGUUUAUAAAACUUUCAACGUUCUCUCGAUUUGUGCUUUAUUUCCAACUAUUUGAUGUUGCUUCGCGUUAAAUGAUGUGAGACAUUAAAAAUAUAUUAGAGUUUAUAUUUAUUUUAAAACAUGUUAUUUUUUAUACUUAGUUUAAUCAAAAAUGUUGAAAUAGCAUAGUUCCGUUUUACGGAAGUUUCUUGAACUUAUAUAAGUAUUUCAAAAUUUAUAUCAAAAUUGUAUUCCUCUUAAUGAUAAAAAUCGUCUUGUAAUCUUGUAAAGGAACACUAAACCUCCUGAAAUUGUAACAGUAAUAAAGUAUUGUAUUAUGAAAUUAACAGUGAGAUUCUGGACACGUAAAAUUCAAGUUAGAUUGGUUUUUAUAGUCAUAUUCUGUACCUACGUAGGUUAUCAAUCUGAAGUUCUCUCAUAAUUAUAAAAUAAACGGUGUUUUCUGCUGU